Molecule: messenger RNA, 4193 nt
Organism: Branchiostoma belcheri (Belcher's lancelet)
Lineage: Eukaryota; Metazoa; Chordata; Leptocardii; Amphioxiformes; Branchiostomatidae
Product: histone deacetylase complex subunit SAP130-A-like
Exons: 19
Coding region: 194-2971 (925 amino acids)
Biological process (GO): negative regulation of transcription by RNA polymerase II
Cellular component (GO): Sin3-type complex
Source: RefSeq, a predicted model, not a curated record
AAUCACACGCGUCGUUACAUGUUCCAAUAAGGGAGGGAACGACGUUGCAGUGGAAUGCUAACUGUGGAAGCGGCAGAAGCUUUGUCGUGAAAACCCUUCUCUUUUCUGCUGUAUAGUGGAGAGGACUUCGUUUUCCUUUCGUGAGAUACAGCAACACUGCACCAGUCUUGACCAGAGUUGACCAGACUGGACGAUGAGUGCCCCCCGACCCUCCCCACCCGGUGGUGGAAGUGACCCACCAACAGAAGGCUCCUCUCAUGGCCAGUCUAAAGAACAGGAGGACCAGCCAGCACCUAAACCUGAACCUCCCAGGAUGGUGCCGCAUGUACAAGUACAUGUGGAGUCCAGCUUUCUCAAGACGGGAAAGCCCAUGGUACCAACACGCCUGAUCGUCCCAGCUACAAACUCCAACCAGACCACAGUCCACCCCACCCAGUCCCACAAGUCUGAGGGCCCCAGCCCCGCACACAGCCUGGCACACCUGGCCGCUGUGGGGGGGAUGGGACACCUGCCGCUGCUGGGACACGCACAGCCUGGACCCCCCCUGUCCCGCGGAUCCAUCCAGCCUCACCUCGGCACUCACAUCCCCGCUAGUCUGCCUGUCCACGGCUUUACAAGUCAUGUACCCAGAGGUGCAGCUGCAGCUGCCAGCCUGACACCUGCUGCCAAGGGAAGUGUGACCACCGUGUUACGUCCACCCUCGGCUGGAGCGAGCGCCUUCCCUGUGUCCACCCCCUCAGUUGGACUGGUCCAGACACAAGCUAUUCCACCACAGGUUAAAGUUCAGGCGAGAGCUGUUGGUGGCAGCAGCACACCCCCCAUCAUCACCACCAGCUGUACCCGGACACCUUCUCCUGCUGUCACCUCAGGACCGGAACAGCACAGGGCAGCUGUAUUCCCUCCCCAUGGUGUUGGAUUGGUGAGGGGGGAGGGGACGGCCUCCCCACACCUCCCCACCCUCCCCCCCAGGUCACUACAGGUCUCACAUGUCAUCGGCAUGCCCCAGCACAAGCCAGCUGUCACAGCCGCUACUGUAGCCCCCAUGAUGGCUCAUACUACAACUGUUACUACUACUGUCUCCACACAGAGUAAGUACUGUAGCCCACAGGUACACACUACUACUGUCACCACCACUGUCUCCACACAGAAUGCGACAGUUACCCAGGUCUCCCUGCACCAGUCCACAUCAGCGUCAGCCGUGACCUUUUCCCCCAGCUCCUCCCACUCCUCAGCUGUGUCGUCAGCCAGCAUCCCGAUUGCUAAAGUCCUGCCCCAGCCUGUGGCCCACUCCCCGCGCCCCCUGCUGGACUACAGCGGGGACCCCCCCGGCAUGCCGGCCUCCAGCAGCCUGUUUCUCCCCCCCAGACAGCGAGGGUCUCCCAACCCGGUCAACACGGCUGUCUCUACAGCUGCACACAGCGACAGCAGGCCUGACAGGUCACAGUUCCUGCUGUCCCACAGACCUCCCCAGGCCAGCCUGCCGCUGCACACCCCUCCGUACACCACCAUCACGCCGGCGUACUACUACGACCCAGCGGCGGCGCUGCGGUACCCUCACCACACGGCGCAGGCUGCCAUGGCCAUGCACACGUACCAGGCCGCCCAGGCUGCAGCACACUUCACUCCUAUCUCAUGUUCAGCCUCUGCUAUCAGACCUCUUGUCGCCUCUCCGCAGGCUUCUGUGGCUGCAGCUGCGGUCGCGGUGGCCGCACAGCACGCCGGCGGGAUGAGACCCGGCCCCGCCAUGUCACUCAACCACCCCAUGUUCCUGUCCAUGGAGGCCGCCAGGCAGGCACAGCAAGUCCCACCCUCUAUCACUACAGCUAGUGAAGCCAAUGAAACGUCAGCCUCCAGCAUGAGUGGCAGCUAUGCUGGUGGGGUGGGUGGAGCCAACACACAGCCAGUCCUGCCAGUUGGAGCACCAGGAAACCCUAACUCCUCCCCCAGACCCAGUAUUCUCAGGAAGAGGACCAAUGAUGGCAUGCGUAGAACAGCGACUGCCACCACACCGACCAACAGUGAUCCUAACAGUCCUCGUGUGGAGGUGGCUCCACCCACAGCUGCCUCACCUCGCCCUGCAGGUGAGACAAAGGCGGAGGCACCGUCCAGCCAGGCAGGAGAGGUCGCUAUGGCAACAGAAGGAGACUCCACAGUGGUGACCUCUGAAGUCAAGGUCAAAGAAGAACCCAUGGAGAUACCCCCCCACCCCAUCCCUCCCGGGGCGAUGACAGUGAACCAGUUGAUAGCCAGUGUGGUUCAGGCUGCGACCACUCCUACUGUAGCUAACACUGCCAGCCUGCCUGCCACACACACCAGUCUUCCACCUGAGGCCUCGCCCAGGAAAAAACCUCGCAAACAGCAGCAUGUUGUGGCGACAGAAGACGGCUUUGCAGGGGACGUGGAACUGAAGAUGAUGGACAACAAGUCAGACUUCCCCCCUCCCACCAAGAAGGAGUCCAGAGACAGGAAAAAAGAACAAGUUGAGGAUGUUCUGUAUGUCCUGAAGCGGUUUCCUCGCCCCUCCCUCCUCUCCAGCUACAGGCACGGCUGGAAGGCCAGGCUCAACCACUUCCAGAGGUACUCCGACUUUAAAGUCAAAGAUAAGAAAGCGUCCCUGCACGACGUGUGCAGUCAGAAAGGACUGGCUCAGAAGGCAGCCGGCUGGAAGGUGCACCACCUGGCCAACCAGCUGGAUGAACUGGCAUGUAAUGAACAGGACACAUUUGCCAAGAUGUCCAGCUUCCACGAUGGUCUGAAGGCUCCUGGCAAGAAAAUCAUCAUGGAGGAAGAAAUGAGGAUGAUCCAAGAACUGAUCCAGGGAAAUAUCCAGAGAGCCCAGCUCACUACAGAACAACUCAACGACACCAAACAACAGAUGGUGAAGAUUGUGGAGAAGCACAGGGGAGAAGUCUGUGACAUCAUCAAGAAAAACUGUAGCAGGAAGUCCAGCAAGAAGAAAAGCAGCUCAUGAGCUUACAAUGUGUCUGUCAUCCACAUUAUGUAAACAAACUACACAUCCCUUUGAUCAUCCGUAUGAAAACGCGUUACAGUUGAAACCCUGACGCCUGGUGAACACGUAAUAGUUGAAACCCAAACGCGGUCUUGCCACAUUUCACGCGGUCUUAUCGCUUCAAUGCCGCGUUUGCGGAUGUCAGACUCAGAGUUGGAAACUAUAACGCUAGCUGUACUGUACCAGGGGUUCAGCUUCAAUGGAGUUUUACCCUGACAAUUAUUGUAGGAGGCUGAAAUCUGUAUCUGUAUAGCCGGUAUAACUGCCUUUGGCGUAACACACUCAACAUGCACAAAAUGGCACAUGUAUCAUUUUCAUUUUAUUCUUUGUAUCAGGCUGGAAUCCCUUAUUGAAAGAAAAACAUCAACAUACAUGGAACAACGUACAAAUAAACAGACAGAAAUGUAUAGGGGUGGGUACCGGUUCAGCCGGACCGGAUUAAACUGGUACGACAUUCGGGAACUGAGUCCAAAAAACCUAAACGCAAAAACCAGAUCAUCAAUCCUGAUGUAUAAAUUUUCUGUAGAUUGUACACACAUUUUUAGAUAAUCUGGCCAUGGCAGGUGAAGAAAAUAACCAUAAAUCAAACUAGAUUAACCUAAAUCCAUGUUUGUCUCUUUCUGUAACUGUGUUCAGCUUCAAGAUACAUUGUACAACUGGACCAUAAUAUAUAACACACUAGUGAGUGACUUAUACUUGUGUUUCGCACUCUAAAAUAUGAUACAGUGCUACUGUACAAUAAUCAGGUCCAGGUUUAGGUCCGAACCUGAUCCUGAAUUUUCUAUACAGGUACCCACCCCUAGAAAUGUACAUGUAUAAUGGUUUAAAAAGUUUACUGUGUGUGGGACUGUGAGUGGUAUAGCAUUUGCACAGUACUAGUACUCAUUUCAGAUGCCAGGGGGCAAGUUAUAAAGGAUUGCACCAACCCACCCCACCUGGCGUCGAAGGUGUCGAUGUGAAAGUGCACAAAUUGUACUAGUACAGUCUACUUUCAUUUUCAACUCCUAAGGGUGUGUCUUUUCUCUUUCCCUUGGGCCACAUCAAUUAAAUUUAUGGAUGACAUCCUCCACAGAUUCUAAAUCUGAUGUGAUAGGGCGAAAGAAAAAAGAGAUUUCUACGCUUUCAAGUAUUGACAUCGUAAACCUGAAAUGAUACCUAUAUUGUGCUAAGUUAACUGCCAACU